AUGACUUGUUUGCUGCCCAAGAAGUCGAAGGUCCGCAUAACAACAAGAAAGCCAAAGAUACAAAUUUCUGGGAAGUUACUGUUAUCGAGAGUAAUUUUGUUUCCCAUACACUUGUUAGAGGACGGUGUGAGAAAAGUUUCUGAGCUGAGCGUGAAGGAGGCUAUAGCCCUCUCUUCCAAUACGAAGACAGUACUCCUGUUUAACAGUGAGCUGCAACCGAUUGGUCAGGCGGCAGGAUUACUGAGUGGUUUCAUAGGAAAUUUGGGUGUGGACUAUUCCCAGUUCCCCAUACACUUAGAAAGUUGGAAGCUGCGGGUCUUUUACUAUAAGGACGAUGCCGGAGGAAAAAUAAAGCGCGAUAUUUUGAAGAGGAUAGGAAAGAACUGGAAGGAUUCAAGGCACCACUUGUUUCAUAGGUGUUACAAACAAAUAAAGACUUAUGAGGAAAAUUUUCAGCAUCACCCGAAAGGAAUAGACAAAAAUGAUGGGAAAAAGUUCGUUGACUAUCGCCUGAAUGAAGAAACACAGGAGAGAGAGCAAGGAAGGCCCGUUGGUAGAGGAGAGUUGUUUAUCAUGACUCAUAAGAAAAAAGAUGGCUCGUAUAUCCACCCCGAUGCACGUGUUGUUAGUGAAGCAAUUGCGAAUGUUGAGAGGCAGGAUGGAUCCUCUAAUCACCUUUCACAGAAUGACUCGCUAGCACAAGUUCUCGGAAAGGAGCACCCAGGACGAGUUCGUGCCCUAGGUGCUGGACCAUGUCCCACCCAAGUCUUUGGUAACGCUGCUGGACAACCGUCGGGUUCUGCAGAGUCCAAUGCAAAGGAUAAGAGGAUGAUUGCAGAAUUGACAGCUAAGCUAGAAGAAGAGUAG
Arachis stenosperma is the source of this 867-nucleotide messenger RNA. RefSeq lists its product as uncharacterized. The transcript is spliced from 5 exons. Bases 1 to 867 code for a protein of 288 amino acids. The record is from RefSeq and is a predicted model, not a curated record. NCBI's taxonomy places the organism in Eukaryota, Viridiplantae, Streptophyta, Magnoliopsida, Fabales, Fabaceae.